This is a messenger RNA of Nicrophorus vespilloides, 1720 nucleotides long. Its product is annotated as tyrosine-protein kinase Dnt-like. Gene Ontology annotation, cellular component: signaling receptor complex. Gene Ontology annotation, biological process: multicellular organism development; cell surface receptor protein tyrosine kinase signaling pathway; protein phosphorylation. NCBI's taxonomy places the organism in Eukaryota, Metazoa, Arthropoda, Insecta, Coleoptera, Silphidae. The record is from RefSeq and is a predicted model, not a curated record. Gene Ontology annotation, molecular function: ATP binding; protein kinase activity.
GAGUGAAACCGCCCUUGGAAACCAUCCGACUGGAUCCGAACGGUAUUUCAACAUCGACGAACUCCUUGUACAUAGCCGCAGGAUGUGCAGUCACCAUGAUAACACUCAUUGUCAUAAUAGCGUCAGCAAUCUGCAUCAAAACUAAGAAAGAGAAUACCCGUGAAUCUGCCUAUGCGAAUGCAACAUAUGAUAGCAAUCAGCACGUCUUCGUGCGUCUGGGUUCGACGGUCGGACGAACUUCGAGCCCAGGAAGCGGAAGUUAUGCGACUAUCGCCAGCCUCCACAAGAGCCCACCCUCACCCUCACCGUACGCCACUAGCGACAACCCAAGGGUUUCCUAUUACGCGUCUUCACAAGUGAUGCUCCUAUCGCAGAUGGCGCUACAGGAUCCUAGAUACUGUGACCCAACCGACAGGAUUCGCGUACUGGCGGCAACCCGGCCAACUGUGAUCUUGGAGGAAUUGUCGCAAGAGGGCACCUUCGGCCAGAUUUAUCGCGGUAGAAUGCGAGCUCACGAAACCGUAACCGUGAAGACAGUGACCGAUGCCGCAUCCAAAUUGCAAGUGUCCGUAUUCCUCGCCGAAGGGACAAUAAUGUUCGGAAUGGUCCACAAAAACAUCCUACCAAUAAUCGGUGUAAAUACCGACAACGCUAGGAGGCCCCUACUGAUAUACCCUUUCUCCAACAGAGGCAAUUUGAAAAGAUUUCUAAUUAAGUGCCGACAGAGGGAAGAGAAACCCUUUCGCUUGUCCACGCGGAACUUCGUUGAUAUGGCUGUGCAGAUUGUCCUAGGCGUCAUGUAUUUGCACAGCCAAUGCAUCUGCUACAAAGAUUUGGCUACUCGUAAUUGCGUGAUUGAUGAGAAGAUGCGACUGAAGAUCACCGACAACUCUUUAGCCCGUGACUUAUUUCCGGCUGAUUACGCCUGCCUUGGUGACAAUGAAAACCGUCCUAUCAAAUGGAUGGCCAUUGAGAGUUUAAUACACAAACAUUUCACCAGCGCCUCGGAUGUGUGGUCCUUCGGCGUGGUACUUUGGGAACUGACUACUUUAGCUCAUCAGCCUUUCGAAGACAUCGACCCAUUCGAGAUUGCAUCUUACCUAGGUAGCGGAUACCGUCUACAGCAGCCAGUAGCCUCACCAGAUGAACUCUACGCUGUGAUGACAUGCUGCUGGCUGUCCAAUCCAAUCGAAAGGCCCAAUUUUGCUCAAUUGCUAUCCUACCUCCAGGAGUUCCACAUGGCCCUAAGCAAAUACAUUUAAAUGCUUAUCAAUGUUCUCUAAUUAUACUCAAAUAAUAAUAUAAUAAGUGUCCAUAACAAGAAAACUAAUUUCUAAAGAUUAUAAGUGUCUAUAUUUAUAUAAUUUAGGAUUAAUACUUAGGCCACUCCUAUGACGGAUUAUGCUUAGCUGCGAUCUGUGUUCUAGGUAAUGGAGUGACCCAAGUAUUUGUGAUAAAAAUGUAAAGCCAAGCGCGCAUAAUAUUUAUUUAUACGUUUCUAUUGGUUCGGAAUAUGCAGGGUUAGUGUUUGAACGAUGGUAGUUAAAGAACGAGAUGUUAUAGUUGUAAAACGAAAGGAUCGAUUAUUUACGUACAUUCGAGAUGUCCGUUUGUUUGAAAUGAACAAUAAAAAUCACCAGGGACAGCGAUCGAUGAGAUUCCAACGUAGGAUUGAUUAUAUAAGAUUAUUUAUUCAAUAAAAUGAUCAUUGUUUUUAAAU